AUGGCUGCAUUUUCUCAUCUUCUCUCUCCGGUCACCAUUGGCUCCGUGCCACUUCGCAAUCGACUCGUAAUGAGUGCUCUGACGAGAGAUCGUAGUGCUCCUACGAACGUCCCGAAUGACCUGAAUGUUGAAUACUACAAGCAGCGUGCUGAAGGCGGGGCAGGUCUUAUUGUGACGGAAGGAACAUUAAUCUCACAGCAAGGUACUGAAUGGCCGAACGCUCCAGGAAUCUGGUCAAAAGAGCAUGUCAGUGCCUGGAAGAAGGUUACUGACGCUGUACAUAGUCAAGGUGGAAAGAUCUUCUGUCAGCUAUGGCAUCUUGGUCGCGUUAGUCAUCCGGACGCUCCGGAACAGAAAGCAAGUGGUCUUCCUGUCUAUGCGCCAUCGGCAGUUGCCGCUCGAGGUGGCAAGUUCAGAUACCUGCCAGGGACACCGGGAUAUGUCACUCCAACAGAGGUUCCUGACCCUACCAUUCUUAUCGAACAGUACAAGAAUGCUGCGGUCAAUGCGAAGGAAGCUGGCUUUGAUGGAGUUGAACUUCAUGCGGCGAACGGAUAUCUAGUCCAGCAAUUCCUUGACAACACAAUAAACUUCCGCGAGGACAAAUGGGGAGGCUCGACGGAAAACCGCUGCCGCUUUGGUCUGGAGGUCCUGAAGGUGCUAGUAGACGUUUGGGGCGCGGAUAAAGUCGGUGUGAAACUAAACCCUUGCGGUGGAUAUAACGAUGCCGGGAUGACGUUGGAAGAGACAAUAGAAACAUACUCGCAUUUUAUUAAGGAGUCAAACGCAAUUGGCCUCGCAUACGUAUGCCUUGCGCGUUAUGCUGCCAAGAUGGACGUCGAAUUUGACGGAAAGAAACGUGCUACGAGGCACGACGUUCUUGCCACAUACUCACCACUCUUUACGCAGUCCAAGCUACUUUUGAAUGCCGAUGUUUCUCCACAGGAGGCGGACCAGCUCAUUUCAGAAAAUAAGAUAGACGGAGCAGUUCUUGGAUGGCUCUGGAUCUCGAAUCCUGAUCUUGCACAUCGACUUGAGUCCGGUAAGGAACCGAACUAUAAUGUUGAUAUCCACACAUUGUAUGGCGCGUCGGCUGGACCGAAAGGAUAUACCGACUACCCGUUCGCCGCGUAG
Molecule: messenger RNA, 1134 nt
Organism: Fomitiporia mediterranea MF3/22
Lineage: Eukaryota; Fungi; Basidiomycota; Agaricomycetes; Hymenochaetales; Hymenochaetaceae
Product: FMN-linked oxidoreductase
Exons: 9
Coding region: 1-1134 (377 amino acids)
Molecular function (GO): oxidoreductase activity; FMN binding
Source: RefSeq, a predicted model, not a curated record